GAUUGGAUUAUCGGAUCAAUUCCAACAACUCAAAGAGGGUAUUAUGCAUGGUUACAGCAAGAGCCUUGCAAUCUUCGCACUUGUUGGAACUGCAGGCGUUGGGAAGACUGCUCUUGCUGAGGCAUUUUAUGAAGAUCCAGAAAUCAUGAGCUUUUUUGAGGAUCGCGUGUGGGUCAGGGUAGGUAGAAAAUCUCAAUUCGACGAUGUUUCACGAGAGAUUCUAGCUCAAAUGUUUGGAAUCACACAAGGAGAUCGCGAACUACGUGCCUGCUUUAAAGAAAGAUUGGAGGGAAAGAAAUGCCUCAUUGUGCUCGAUGAUGUGUGGGAGAAACAGAUAUUAGAUUCCUUACUUAACAUACCUGGUAGAUCAAUUCAUGUCUUGGUUACUACUCGAGACCGAGGUAUAAUUCACUCACCUAUUUAUCCUCAACCUAUAAUAUUAGUGCGGUUUUUGAAUGAAGAAGAAAGUAAGGAGCUGCUGUGCGAGAAGGUGUUUGGUGAAAAGGAUUGCCCUUUUCAGCUUGACAAAGCCGUUACCAAAAUUGCCAAGAACUGUGAAGGUCUUCCUCUCGUGAUAGUCACAGUGGCUGACAUCCUUUCAAAAGCCCAGAAUACAGAUCCAAUAUACUGGGAAGAUGUAGCAGAAAUGCGAAAUUCAGUCUUCACGGAUGCAUAUAAUGAGAUAUCAAAGGUACUUUUCCCAAGUUACGACUACUUACCUCAAUAUCUUAAAUUGCCUUUUCUAUAUCUGGGAGUCUUUCCACCAGAUUAUGACAUUCCCAUAUCAAAGAUCAUGAAUAUGUUGGCCACUGAGGGCUGGUUUCAAAACACAAAGAAAGAGCAAUCGUUGGAGGAUUCUGUCUGGCGAUGCUUGGUCGAGCUUUGUUUUGAUACGAAUCUUGCUUUAUUCAACAAAAGGACCAUUUAUACCAACGAUCGGUCUGUUAUUCAUAAAGGCUUGUAUAAAAAUUGUCGGCUUCUUUCUUCGUGGCGGCACGUGUGUAGAGGAGAGGCUCGGAGGAACAAGUUUUAUCAUGUCUUAAAAAAACGUGUUGAAGGCUUAGAAGAUGAUGUAAAAGGUCAGCGUUGCUUGUGUCUUGAAAAUAACCUUUUAUUUAGCAUCAAAGAAUUUUGCAACUCCGUGAGAUUGAACUGUGCAUCCUCCACACGUUCUCUCCUUUUUUUUGGUCCAUACCACCAAUAUCCGAUCCCAAUAGGUGACUAUUUCAAGUUGCUUGGGAAACUAGAUGCUCUUAAUCUGCGUUUGUACAUUUUCCCAACAGUUACACUGAUCCUAUUGAAGUACCUUGCUCUAACUUGCAACGGAGAACUCCCUACCACUAUAUCCAAACUUUUCAACCUUCGAGUCUUGAUUAUCCACCCGCAUAGCAACAUUAGAAUUUGUGGAGCUCCAUCAUAUGUACCAAUAGAAAUAUGGGAUAUGAAAGAGUUAGAGCAUAUUGAGUUAUUGGGGAAGAGCCUUGUAGCUCCAUCUCAUUAUGCUUAUUUGGAAAAGCUCUCAACACUUGUAGGUGUAAAUGCCAGCAUCUGUACUAUCUUGGAACUCUCUCGAAAAGUUCCUUGUAUAAGGAAAUUAGGAGUUCAAAUUGAGCUGACGCCUUAUGAUGACCAUGGUGACCUUUUAAGUUGCUUUGGUUGCGUUUCAACACUAGGAAGGGUUGAGACAUUGAAAUACAGUAUCAUAAAUCCAGUGGUUAAGUAUGAUUAUGCAUUUGCUAGUUCAUUGAUGAUGUUUCCUGGUGGAUUGAAAAAAUUACAUUUGAGUGGCAUGGGUUUUUCUUGGGAAUACAUGGAUGUAAUUGGCUCUUUGCCAUUUCUUCAAGUGCUCAAAUUGCGAGCCUACGCAUUUCUGGGUCCAAUAUGGGAAGUGCAAGAGGGCAGGUUUUUUAGGCUUGAGUUUCUUCUGAUUGAAGACAGUGAUUUGGUGCAAUGGAUACCGAGAUCUGGAAGCUUCCCUAAGCUUACAUUCCUACGCAUGGAACAUUGCUACAAACUACAAGAGAUCCACUGGCCGUCUGAAUGUAAGUUCGGAAUGAUGGAAUUAGUGAACUGCAAUCCUGUGGCUUUGACUUGUGCCAAGCAAAUACAGCCGAAUCCAUGGUCUUGCCUUGAAGUUACUGCCUCUUCUUCUUUCGACAAGAAACCCAUUACUAUCAAGUUUGAAAGGUAUGGAUCUGAUUGGGAUUGAAUAAAAUAUAGGUGGAAAGUUGCUGGCUUUGGAAAGAAGAGGGGCCAAAAUUCAUCUGAGUAGAGUGGCACAGUGAGUAGUUUAAAUGGGGGUGACAAACUUUGGAACCUCAAUUUGAUUGGUUUGAUUAUGUUUGUGUGUCGCAGUUCACUGCUAAUAUUGAGGAUAAUCUUUAUGAUUACUUUUGAGAUUUGAGUAAUGAAAUUUGGGAGUUUUUAUACUCUGUUAAGAA
This is a messenger RNA of Salvia miltiorrhiza (redroot sage), 2441 nucleotides long. Its product is annotated as putative late blight resistance protein homolog R1C-3. Gene Ontology annotation, biological process: defense response to other organism. The record is from RefSeq and is a predicted model, not a curated record. The coding region runs from base 44 to 2209 and encodes 721 amino acids. Lineage: Eukaryota; Viridiplantae; Streptophyta; Magnoliopsida; Lamiales; Lamiaceae. The transcript has 3 exons. Gene Ontology annotation, molecular function: ADP binding.